AUGAAAAUUCUAUUUUUUAUUGCUCUCACCGUACUUUCCAUAAAUGCUGUGUCAUUUUACGAUCUUGUCAUGGAAGAAUGGCAGCUUUUCAAGGCUGAACAUAAAAAAAAUUACAACAAUGAUGUUGAAGAAAAAUUCAGAAUGAAAAUUUUUAUGGACAAUAAACAAAAGAUUACAAAACACAACACCAAAUACCAAAGAGGUGAAGUCGGUUAUAAAUUAGGAUUGAACAAAUAUUCUGAUAUGCUUCAUCAUGAAUUCAUAAACACUUUUAAUGGAUUCAACAAAAGUAUUAUUCCACCUCAUCUAAGAUCAAACAAUGGUAAAACUCACCUUAAAGGUUCCUUUUUCAUUCCACCUGCCAAUGUUAAAUUGCCAAAACAUGUUGAUUGGGUUAAAUUAGGAGCUGUUACUCCUGUCAAAGACCAAGGUCAUUGUGGGUCAUGUUGGGCAUUUAGUGCAACGGGAGCAUUGGAAGGAUUACAUUUUAGAAAGACAAAAGUAUUAGUAUCAUUGAGCGAACAAAACUUAAUUGAUUGUUCAACCGAAGAAGGAAACAAUGGUUGUAAUGGUGGUUUAAUGGAUCAAGCUUUUCAAUACGUACGCAUAAAUGGUGGUAUCGAUACGGAAAGAUCUUAUCCAUACGAAGGCAAUAACGACGUGUGCAGAUACGAACCUGAAAAUUCGGGAGCCAUCGACACGGGUUAUACCGACGUUCCUUUAGGAGAUGAAGAUGCUUUAAAAAGUGCCGUCGCAACUGUUGGACCCGUUUCCGUUGCCAUAGAUGCCAGUCAAGAAUCAUUUCAACUUUAUUCAAGCGGCGUUUACUUCGAACCUAAUUGUAAAAACGAACCUGAAAGUUUAGAUCACGGAGUCCUUGUCGUGGGCUACGGAACGGAUGAGGAAACUCAACAAGAUUAUUGGUUGGUGAAAAAUUCAUGGGGUGAUUCAUGGGGUGAAAAUGGUUACAUAAAAAUGGCAAGAAACGCAGACAAUCAAUGCGGUAUCGCAACUCAACCUAGUUUUCCACAAGUUUAA
Pediculus humanus corporis (human body louse) is the source of this 1038-nucleotide messenger RNA. Its product is annotated as Cathepsin L precursor, putative. The transcript is spliced from 5 exons. Gene Ontology annotation, molecular function: cysteine-type endopeptidase activity. Bases 1 to 1038 code for a protein of 345 amino acids. Gene Ontology annotation, cellular component: lysosome. Gene Ontology annotation, biological process: immune response. Lineage: Eukaryota; Metazoa; Arthropoda; Insecta; Psocodea; Pediculidae. The record is from RefSeq and is a predicted model, not a curated record.